Molecule: messenger RNA, 3948 nt
Organism: Rhinopithecus roxellana (golden snub-nosed monkey)
Lineage: Eukaryota; Metazoa; Chordata; Mammalia; Primates; Cercopithecidae
Gene: PAK3
Product: p21 (RAC1) activated kinase 3
Exons: 20
Coding region: 932-2566 (544 amino acids)
Biological process (GO): regulation of actin cytoskeleton organization; intracellular signal transduction; regulation of MAPK cascade
Cellular component (GO): cytoplasm
Molecular function (GO): protein serine/threonine kinase activity; ATP binding
Source: RefSeq, a predicted model, not a curated record
UGCCAGCUAACCGUCUGGGAUCUCGCACUGGGGGCUGCAGUUUUUCCCCGCCUCGAGCCAGUGUGCGGGGGCGGGAGAAAAGCCAGGGGGAGCGGGCUGGGCCCGGGGCUGCGGCUUCGGCCGCGGGGCUGCGGCUCCCCAGCCCCGCCAGCUGGAGCUCUCGGAGGUAGAGGAAAGGUCUUGACGGGGUGGCAGGAUCCGUGGCAGCCUCGAGUCUCCUACGUGGCUCCCCGGAGCCCUGAGACCAAGCGAGCAGUUUGCUUAAUCCCGGUUCGCGGACAAGUGGGUGUGUCAGGGCCGUUCCCAGAGGGCCGGGGCUCCUUCGCUUGGUCAAACCCUAGACUCGUUUACUGGGGCCUGGGCCACUUGAGGCAAAACCCGCCUUGAAAGCUACGUCAGCCUAAUCCAGUUCCAGAUUCUAGACUUGAGGGUUCUGGGCUGUCGGUCUGUAGAAGCGAAGGAGAGAAGGACUCAAAUCCAGGCCAAGUGUAUGGCUGUCUGAGGUAUUGGAACAGAAGGAGGUCCAUUCCUGUUGGUGACAACACCGUGGCCCUGUUCUGGGAUGAGCGAGGUGUAAAGCAUCCCCACCCAUGCAACUCAUCUUCAGGAACCAGUAGCUUUAACCAAGAGAACAAGAAACUCAAUGAGCAGCAGCCUCAACAACUGGCUCUUUCUUCCUGGGUAAGGAGAGGGGAGUCGGGAAGGACAGUGUCCCAAAGGGAAGUGGAGGCGCCAUCAAUCUGGCCUAGACAGCAGGUUUCCCCCAAGAAAGAGCAGCUGAGUCCUUGCAUCUUGUGGCAGCUGGUGUGCCCAGCACUGAGUCUGUAGGAGCUGAAGCCAGCCUGGACCCUUCUCAUGGGCAGUGCCCACCUGUGCUGAAGUCCUGCAGCGGUGGCGGUGUGAGGAGCUGUGAAAUUGGUUGUAACUGAAAAUGUCUGACGGUCUAGAUAAUGAAGAGAAACCCCCAGCUCCCCCACUGAGGAUGAAUAGUAACAACCGGGAUUCUUCAGCACUCAACCACAGCUCCAAACCACUUCCCAUGGCCCCUGAAGAGAAGAAUAAGAAAGCCAGGCUUCGCUCUAUCUUCCCAGGAGGAGGGGAUAAAACCAAUAAGAAGAAGGAGAAAGAGCGCCCAGAGAUCUCUCUUCCUUCAGACUUUGAGCAUACGAUUCAUGUGGGGUUUGAUGCAGUCACCGGGGAAUUCACUGGAAUUCCCGAGCAAUGGGCACGAUUACUCCAAACCUCCAACAUAACAAAAUUGGAACAGAAGAAGAACCCCCAAGCUGUUCUAGAUGUUCUCAAAUUCUAUGAUUCCAAAGAAACAGUCAACAACCAGAAAUACAUGAGCUUUACAUCAGGAGAUAAAAGUGCACAUGGAUACAUAGCAGCCCAUCCUUCGAGUACAAAAACAGCAUCUGAGCCUCCAUUGGCCCCUCCUGUGUCUGAAGAAGAAGAUGAAGAGGAGGAAGAAGAAGAAGAUGACAAUGAGCCACCACCAGUUAUCGCACCAAGACCAGAGCAUACAAAAUCAAUCUACACUCGUUCUGUGGUUGAAUCCAUUGCUUCACCAGCAGCACCAAAUAAAGAGGUCACACCACCCUCUGCUGAAAAUGCCAAUUCCAGUACUUUGUACAGGAACACAGAUCGGCAAAGAAAAAAAUCCAAGAUGACAGAUGAGGAGAUCUUAGAGAAGCUAAGAAGCAUUGUGAGUGUUGGGGACCCAAAGAAAAAAUACACAAGAUUUGAAAAAAUUGGUCAAGGGGCAUCAGGUACUGUUUAUACAGCACUAGACAUUGCAACAGGACAAGAGGUGGCCAUAAAGCAGAUGAACCUUCAACAGCAACCCAAGAAGGAAUUAAUUAUUAAUGAAAUUCUGGUCAUGAGGGAAAAUAAGAACCCUAAUAUUGUUAAUUAUUUAGAUAGCUACUUGGUGGGUGAUGAACUAUGGGUAGUCAUGGAAUACUUGGCUGGUGGCUCUCUGACUGAUGUGGUCACAGAGACCUGCAUGGAUGAAGGACAGAUAGCAGCUGUCUGCAGAGAGUGCCUGCAAGCUUUGGAUUUCUUGCACUCAAACCAGGUGAUCCAUAGAGAUAUAAAGAGUGACAAUAUUCUUCUCGGGAUGGAUGGCUCUGUUAAAUUGACUGACUUUGGGUUCUGUGCCCAGAUCACUCCUGAGCAAAGUAAACGAAGCACUAUGGUGGGAACCCCAUAUUGGAUGGCACCUGAGGUGGUGACUCGAAAAGCUUAUGGUCCGAAAGUUGAUAUCUGGUCUCUGGGAAUUAUGGCAAUUGAAAUGGUGGAAGGUGAACCCCCUUACCUUAAUGAAAAUCCACUCAGGGCAUUGUAUCUGAUAGCCACUAAUGGAACCCCAGAGCUCCAGAAUCCCGAGAGACUGUCGGCUGUAUUCCGUGACUUUUUAAAUCGCUGUCUUGAGAUGGAUGUUGAUAGGCGAGGAUCUGCCAAGGAGCUUUUGCAGCAUCCAUUUUUAAAAUUAGCCAAGCCUCUCUCCAGCCUGACUCCUCUGAUUAUCGCUGCAAAGGAAGCAAUUAAGAACAGCAGCCGCUAAGACUGCAAGCCUUACACCUCACCAUCUCCCUCAUGAGUAAGACUGAAAUAAAACUCUGCUGCAGGAAAGAUGGAAGAAAAGACAGUCAAAUGGGGUGGGGGUUCUUUACCUUUCAAAUGAAUAGAAACUUCUUAUAAGCCUUUUUCCUACUCCCUCAGAUUAUGUAAUUUAUUUGUAAGCCUGAAUCGCAGCCCAAACAGGGCAGCAAUGUUGAAGUGACCAUAAAGUGGUCACUUCCACCGUGAAGCGAAAGAGCCAGUAGUGAAUCCCCUCAUUUUGUGCAUUCACUUUGAAGAAAAAGGUUUCUCAAAGAUGCACACUCCCUCUUCAUAGUGUUGUGUUUGUUUUUAAGUUAGAGAGUAGUCCCUCUUGCAUUCAAACCUCCUUCAAAACUCCUUACCCAAUGUGAUGUUUUUCACUUGCAUUGUCAUUAGAUGUCCAGAAAAAGAAAAAAAAAAAAAGAUGUCAAAAUGUUUUUCUAAGAAAAAGAAAGCAAAAAAAGCAAGGCAAAAAAAAAAAACAAAAACGAAAACAAAACAAAAAUAAACAAACAAAAAAAAAUACCAGAGCAAGUACUGUGUGAACAUGUGGAAGUCCAUGCCCUAAUAGAGUUGCAAUUUUUAUUCUUCUUCUAUAGUGGUGGCUUGGUUUGUGUACCUAUUUUUCUGCAUUUGUAUUGGAAAAGGUUUCUUUUAAGACAUUUUCCAAAAGUGGAGAGGAAUAUGUGUGUUCAGGAAGGGCUUUUAAAAAAGUAUAUAUCUAAAUAAAGCUCAAAUGGUGAAAUCCUGUCACAUUUUCACAAUGAUGCUUAAAAGAUAGUUGAGUAAACCAGGUUGUUAAUCUCCUUAAUACCUGAAAGAGGACACACUGAAACUGUGACAUCCUGCUAGGUGAGUUCUGGUUCUGAACCUAGGAAAUCCUCAUAGGAGAAACCACAUUUAAACAAAGAUGGGACUUUCUCUGAGAGCCAAAACCAGAUAAAUGUAGAAUACUGACAUCCUUGUCUGAUAUUAAGUAAACAAAGAUAAUGAUACCUAAAUUAAUCCUCUCUUGUGCUUAUGAAACAUAUGCACUAUAAAAUAGGCAUACCAGGAGGAAAUCGAUUCAUUAACCAUCAUUUACUUAUGAUACAAAUUAUUUAUUUUGACAAUUUAUAAUGUUUAAAAAGGUUUUUUAAAGAUCUGGAGAAAGGUGAUAUAGUAAACAGUCAACUCUGCAAGAAGUGGGAGGUCAGUGAAGGCUACAUCCCAAUCAAUAUUUGGCUCUAAGUACUUGUUCCCAUUUUCCCUAUGUAUCACCUAUUUCUGUUUCAGAAUAUGGUGUGUUCAUACUUAGUCCUUUGGGCUUUUGAAUAUCAAAAGCAUAGUCAUAAAGGUCUUGAA